Molecule: messenger RNA, 633 nt
Organism: Ambispora leptoticha
Lineage: Eukaryota; Fungi; Glomeromycota; Glomeromycetes; Archaeosporales; Ambisporaceae
Source: the annotation of a GenBank genome assembly
UUAAUUCACCUAUAUCUGCAGUUCGUCCUAAAGUUCCUUUGAAACAAUUGUUCUGGAGUAAAAUUCCAGCUAAUAAUAUUAAUCAGACCGUCUGGAAAGACAUUCCAGAAAUUUAUAUUUCAUUGAGAUUUGAUGAACUGGACGAAUUAUUUACAAAAAAUACCGCAGUUUCAUCUAAUAAAUCGAAAUUAGAUAACGCUAAUUUAAUUGCAAAAAAACCAUUAGUCACUACAUUACUGGACUUUAAUCGAGCAAAUAAUAUAGCUAUUAUGUUGGCUCGUAUAAAAAUGCCUUAUUCUGAGGUUCGAGAUGCUGUCUUGGAAUUGGAUGAUGAGAAAUUAACAGUAGAAAAUCUUAGAGCUAUUAAACAAUAUGUACCUUCUACGGAGGAGAUCGAAUUAGUUAGGGAAUACGAUGGAGACUUAUCAAAUUUGGGUAAUGCAGAAAAAUAUAUAAAGGAAAUCAUGGUUAUACCUCGUUUAUCUGAACGCUUAACAUGUAUGAUAUUCAGACGUCGAUUCGAGAUUGAAGCAGAGGAACUACUUCCGGAUAUUAGUAUACUACGUGAUGCUCAUAUGGAAUUAAAGAAUUCAGAAAAAUUUAAGAAAUUACUCAAGACUGUAUUGGCUAUUG